This is a messenger RNA of Syzygium oleosum, 1284 nucleotides long. RefSeq lists its product as uncharacterized. The transcript has 3 exons. The coding region runs from base 1 to 1284 and encodes 427 amino acids. NCBI's taxonomy places the organism in Eukaryota, Viridiplantae, Streptophyta, Magnoliopsida, Myrtales, Myrtaceae. The record is from RefSeq and is a predicted model, not a curated record.
AUGGCGCUCGCGGUGGUGCUCGGCACGGUAGGGCGGCUCACGGUGGUGGGUUGCUCGAUCGAGGUUCACAAGCAGCUCGUUGGCGUCGCGGCUAAAGACGAAACUCCUUGGCUCGAUGGAGGGUCGACGGCUGCAAGAGGAAGACACGAUGAUCCAGCAAUAUCACGCGUCGUUGGGCUCGACAAGGCUAGAGCAAAUCGGCACAAGGUCAGCAGGAUGCGAAGCGAUGGGUCUGGAUUCUUUGAGAACUCGCUGGAAUCACUCCUGGACGCUCGAAGGCUCGGUUCUCGUUUGAGAGAGCAGCAGCAAAUCAGCAGGAAGCAGAACAGUGUCAACAAUAUGAUCAUCACAGGGGAUGAUCUUGAAGAAAUUGCAGACCUUCAAGGGCGGUUAGCCAAUGAGUUUGAGAUGAAAAAUUUGGGAGGCCUGAAAUAUUUUUUGGGAAUUGAAGUAGCCAGGUCAAAGGAAGGUAUUUUCUUGUCUCAGCGAAAGUGUGUGUUAGAUUUAUUAGCUAAGGAUGGAAUGUUGGAGUGUAAGCCUGCCGACACUCUUAUAGUUCAAAAUCAUAAACUUGGAGAGUUUCCUUAUCAGGUGCCUACCAAUAAGGAUAGAUACCAAAGGUUAGUAGGGAGACUAAUAUAUUUGUCACACACUCGUCCUGAUAUUGCAUAUGCUAUAGGGGUUGUGAGCCAAUUUAUGCAUGCUCCGAGUGAAGAACAUAUGAAUGUUGCGGUUCGGAUUCUGCGCUACUUGAAGUCAGCUCCAGGAAAAGGGUUGUUCUUUGCAAAAAACGGUCACCUUGAGGUAGAAGGAUUUACGGAUGCGGAUUGGGCCGGUAGUAUCUUUGACAGGAGGUCUACGUCAGGCUAUUUCACAUUUGUGGGAGGAAACUUGGUAACAUGGAGGAGCAAGAAGCAGAAGGUUGUAGCCUUGUCAAGUGCUGAAGCAGAAUUCCGAGGGGUAGCUAAAGGUCUAUGCGAGCUAUUAUGGCUAAAAAUGUUGAUGACAGAACUUGGUUUCCCACCUGAAUCCGAGAUGAGAUUAUUUUGUGAUAAUAAAGCUGCGAUUGAAAUUUCUCACAAUCUAGUUCAACAUGACUGUACUAAGCAUGUUGAGGUGGAUAGGCAUUUUGUCAAGCAGAACUUGGAUGCUAAGGUGAUGAAGUUUCCAUUCGUUAGAUCUGAAGAUCAGUUGGCGGAUGUUCUUACGAAGGCCUUGUCGAAUCGAGCUUUUCACAGCUCACUUGUCAAGCUGGGUAUCAAAGACAUCUUCUCACCCGCUUGA